This is a messenger RNA of Zingiber officinale, 1735 nucleotides long. RefSeq lists its product as uncharacterized. The transcript is spliced from 4 exons. NCBI's taxonomy places the organism in Eukaryota, Viridiplantae, Streptophyta, Magnoliopsida, Zingiberales, Zingiberaceae. Gene Ontology annotation, molecular function: catalytic activity. Gene Ontology annotation, cellular component: endoplasmic reticulum. Bases 16 to 1518 code for a protein of 500 amino acids. Gene Ontology annotation, biological process: GPI anchor biosynthetic process. The record is from RefSeq and is a predicted model, not a curated record.
CAGCUGCCAGUGCCGAUGGGCCCAGAGUGGGACCCUCUCCCUCUUUGGGGGCAGGUGGGUGAUCUCCGAUUAUCUCUAGUCUUUCUCUAUCUUACUAGAGUGCGGCUGCCCAUUUCCCCAAAAAACUACAAGCACACUGUGAAACAAACAGAGCAAAUCCAACUCCGUUUCUUGAUUUCUUCGUCCUUUACUUCGACGACCAUGUCAUCGAUCGGAAGAGGAAGAGGACCACCAUCUUUCCCCUGCCCGGAUCACCUCGUCUCCAUGCUAAAAAUGGCAACUUUAAAGCUCCGCCGUCUCUGCUACAACCUCCGGUGGCCACUCCGCCGCCGCCGACCCCAUCAGUCCCGCCAUGACAUCUCCGAGCCGACGCUAGGUCCAAUUCGGCUGGCCACGUUCAACGCCGCCAUGUUCUCGAUGGCGCCGGUCGUGUCGGCGUCGUUGCAGGAGGAGCUCGACCUCCGCUGCAAGUCCGCCAACGACCGGCCGCGAGGCAUACUAAAGCAGCCGAGCAUGGCGAAAGCCAAGCUGAGGGUGUCCAUCAAUCUCCCCGACAACGAGAUCUCCGUGGAGAGAAGCAAGAAGCUGAGCUCCCGGCAACUGAAUCCCGCCGUGGGCGAGGGCGCAAGCCACGCGUGGAAAGGGAAGGCCCCUGCUUCCGAUGGCCCCGCUGGCGGUUCGAGUUCCUUCCGUGGCGGUGGGAGCAACAGGAGUAUACUGGAUGUGCUGAGGGAGGUGGGGGCCGACAUAAUUGGGCUGCAGAACGUGAAGGCGGAAGAGGAGAAGGGGAUGCGGCCGCUGUCGGAACUGGCCGAGGGACUGGGGAUGAAGUAUGUGUUCGCCGAGAGCUGGGCACCGGAAUACGGCGACGCCAUACUCUCCAAGUGGCCGAUCAAGCGGUGGAAGGUGCAGAAAAUGUUGGAUGAUAGAGAUUUCAGGAAUGUGCUGAAAGCCACAAUCGAGGUCCCGAAAGCAGGAGAUAUAAAUUUCCUAUGCACCCAUCUCGAUCACCUCGAUGAGAAUUGGAGGAUGAAACAAAUAAAUACGAUACUAAGAUCAACUGAAGGGCCUCACAUUUUGGCUGGUUGCCUCAAUUCUCUUGAUGAAACAGACUACUCUUCGGAAAGAUGGGCUGAUAUUGUAAAGUAUUAUGAAGAGAUGGGGAAGCCAACACCAAAAGUUGAGGUGAUGAAGUAUUUGACAGGGAAACAUUACUUGGAUGCCAAGAACUUUGCAGGGGAAUGUGAAGCAGUUGUCGUAGUGGUCAAGGGCCAAGAUGUGCAAGGGACAUGUAAAUAUGGGACAAGAGUUGAUUACAUCCUUGCAUCACCAAACUCACCCUACAAAUUUGUCCCUGGCUCUUAUGGCGUCCUUUCGUCAAAAGGGACUUCAGACCACCACAUUGUGAAGGUUGACAUUGUAAUAUCCCAGACUGAUCCAAACAAUGAUGGGCACCAAGAGAAGCAACCGAAAGUUGUAAAGAUCGACUCCUCUUCGUCUAAUAAAGGGAUCUGGUAGACUAAUAUGUGAUGCUGUUUUUAUUUUGUCUAUAGAUUUUGACACAGGUUUCCAUUCAUGCUGUUGAGUGAUGAACUGAGAUGCCGGAGUGUGAAAAUUGUAAGGCAGGCAUAACUCAUAGAGAACUAUCGCUAUGCUUCCAAGAAAUGCUGCCAAAAUUGAUGUUUUUGUGAAGAAAGAAUUCACUAUUAAGAAGAUUGGGAUUGCCAUUUGCCAA